Messenger RNA from Orycteropus afer afer, 2133 nucleotides. It is a transcript of the gene CEP63, whose product is annotated as centrosomal protein 63. The record is from RefSeq and is a predicted model, not a curated record. Lineage: Eukaryota; Metazoa; Chordata; Mammalia; Tubulidentata; Orycteropodidae. The transcript is spliced from 14 exons. Gene Ontology annotation, cellular component: centriole. Bases 19 to 2133 code for a protein of 704 amino acids. Gene Ontology annotation, biological process: centriole replication; de novo centriole assembly involved in multi-ciliated epithelial cell differentiation.
AACACAGGGGAUUUGGUCAUGGAGGCUUUGCUGGAGGGAAUGCAAAAUCGGGGACAUGGCGGGGGAUUUUUGACAUCCUGUGAAGCAGAGCUACAGGAACUCAUGAAACAGAUUGACAUAAUGGUGGCACAUAAAAAAUCUGAAUGGGAAGGCCAGACACAUGCUCUAGAAACUUGCUUGAACAUCCGUGAACAAGAGCUUAAGACUCUUAGAAGUCAGUUGGAUAUGAAACACAAAGAGGUCGGAAUGCUGCGUCAGCAGGUAGAAGAACAUGAAAAAGUCAAGCAAGAAAUGGCUAUGGAGUAUAAGCAAGAGUUAAUGAAAUUACAUGAAGAAUUAGGUAGACUGAAGAGAAGCUAUGAAAAGCUACAAAAAAAGCAUAUAAGAGACUUCAGAGGUAACACCAGAAGUCACAAGGAGGAUCGGUGUGAAAUUGAGAGGUUAACUGGAAAAAUAGAGGAAUUUCGUCAGAAAUCACUGGACUGGGAAAAGCAACGCUUGAUUUAUCAGCAACAAGUAUCUUCUCUGGAGGCACAAAGGAAGGCUCUGGCUGAACAAUCAGAGAUAAUUCAGGCUCAGCUUGCUAAUCGGAAACAGAAGUUAGAGUCUGUGGAGAUGUCCAGCCAGUCGGAAAUUCAGCAUCUUAGCAGUAAGCUGGAGCGGGCCAACGAUACCAUCUGUGCCAAUGAGUUGGAAAUAGAGCGCCUCACUAUGAAAGUCAACGACUUGGUUGGAACCAAUAUGACUGUUCUGGAGAAGCAGCAGCAAAAAGAAGAAGAAUUGAAAGAAUCUGAAAAAAUGUUGGAGAUUUUGCGGAAAGAGAAGAGAGAAUUGAAAGCAACAAUUCAGUCUCAAGAAAAUUUCAUCCGUGAAGCAAGAUUUCAAAAGGAGAAGCUACAAGCAAAAUUAAAGGCAACUGAUACUCAGCAUGCAGUAGAUUUAGUAAGGUCACCAGAGGCGCCUCAGUCAGAAAGGAGGUACAGCUCUCAAGGGCAGGGGGACCUAGAAAAUGUGCUCUCACAGCUGGAUUUUACUCACAGUAGUGAGGAACUUCUGCAGGCAGAGGUGACACGUCUUGAAGGCAGCUUGGAAUCUGUGAGUGCAACAUGUAAACAGCUGAGUCAAGAAUUAAUGGAAAAAUAUGAAGAGUUAAAGAAGAUGGAAGGAUAUAACAAUGAAUACAGAGCGGAGAUUAAAAAAUUGAAAGAACAGAUUUUGCAGGCCGAACAGAGUUACGGUUCUGCACUAGAAGGAAUGAAGGUGGAAAUCUCCCAGCUAACUCGGGAGUUGCAUCAGAGAGACAUCGCUAUUGCUUCCACUAAAGGUUCUUCCUUAGACAUGGAAAAGCGACUCAAAGCAGAGCUCCAGAAAGCAGAAGAAAAAGCAAAAGAGCACAAGGAGAUUUUGGAUCAGCUGGAGUCACUUAAGUUAGAAAACCGUCAUCUUUCUGAAACAGUGAUGAAAUUGGAAUUGGGUUUACAUGAGGCAAAAGAGAUUUCUCUGGCAGACCUUCAGGAGAAUUAUAUUGAGGCAUUAAAUAAAUUAGUAUCUGAAAAUCAACAACUACAGAAAGAGUUGAUGGAUACCAAAUCUAAACUAGAGGUUUCCACUCAGAUGUGCCCCCCCAAAAAUGACAGGAUUUCUAAAGUGACACACGGCAGAACUACUGAGUUCAAGAAUACAGAGUUCAAGCCAACCCAUGGCCAGCACAGAUGGGAUGGAGUAAAGACUGAGCUCUACAAAGCAGGCCUUUGGUCUCCACUGAGAGGACAAGCAUCGGAUAGCUUAGAGCCUGUGUCCAGGACCCUCAGCCCCCUGAGUCCUCACAUCAGCUCUUGCAGCUCCACCAUCUCUUUGCCUUCUAACUUUCUGUGUAAAACUGACUCUUUGCCUUCAGUCUUGGAUGCAAAUGAUGCCAAUUUUUCUGAUACUGUGUCUGAGAGUAUGAAUGACCAAGAAGAGUUUAUAUAUUUGUGCCCUUUGCCUGUAUCUCCCCUUGGCUCAGUAGCUACAAGAUUUUUGGAAGAAGAGGAACUGAGGUCUCAUCAUAUCCUAGAGCGCCUGGAUGCCCACAUUGAAGAACUAAAAAGAGAGAGUGAAAAGACGGUGAAGCAAUUCACAGCUCUAAAGUAG